AUGGCUGACUUGAUUUUAUUGUACAAUGCUACCAAGCGUUUUCUCACUAGAAUAAUUUAUUGGUGCUGUUUUAGAACCAAAAUGAGCACACACGAAGAACACGCAUUUCAGUCAGGAAGGACCUUGCCGGCGUUUGUCUCUUCGAAUUUUUCAUAAAGAUCUCAAUUCCAUUGCUUUCUUUAUUCGUGCAGGUGAGUAAACAGCAACAGUGGUGUUUGACGGCUAUGGCAGUGAACCCUCGACCAAGAGUAUGACCCACCAGAGACGCUCAGCAAGAACGUGGAGUGCAACCGUAACCUUCCAAGAUGGGAUGAAAGUGACGGCUAAGAAAGAUGCAUUCCUUGCUAACACAGAGAACAAGAAGCGGUUCAUUGUCAUGUUGCAGCGCCAUUUAUUAGAAAGUGGCGGUCGCACGUUGCAAGCUGAGGGUGAUGAAGAUGUUCUUAUCGUCAAAACAGCUCUCUACUCUGCCGUAACGCAUCCCACAGUGCUCGUAGAAGAUGAUACCGAUAUGUUAGUGUUACUCUGCUAUCACACAAAAGCAAAUGGCAAUGAUUUGUACUUUCGGCCAUAG
This is a messenger RNA of Porites lobata, 574 nucleotides long. The record is from the annotation of a GenBank genome assembly. Lineage: Eukaryota; Metazoa; Cnidaria; Anthozoa; Scleractinia; Poritidae.